This is a messenger RNA of Rotaria sp. Silwood2, 441 nucleotides long. The record is from the annotation of a GenBank genome assembly. NCBI's taxonomy places the organism in Eukaryota, Metazoa, Rotifera, Eurotatoria, Philodinida, Philodinidae.
AUGUCGAAAACUGAAGAAACUUUACGUGAUUGUGGUCGUUGGAUAUGUCAUUCAUUUGAUAUAUUAAAAGCAAUUAUAAUACGAGUUAUAUUUGCACUUCAUGCAACGAUUGCUAUUAUUCGUAUUGUUAUUGCAAAAGGUGAUUAUUGGUAUUUAUUAAAUAUGUGUGGAGUAAAUUUUCUUCUUAUUGAACUUGUUAUUACUGUUAUUACACGAAAAGGCAAGGAACCUAAAUGGUUUUCACCAUGUUUCUUUCUUUAUAUAUGUACAAUGAUACCACCUAUAUGGUUUCUUGAAAUAAAUCGAAUAAGUAUUAAACUUGGUCAUCAACCACUUAAUCAAACCGAAGUUGAAGAAUUAAAACUAAUGAUUGAACGAGGUCUUAUAACAAAAGCUAAUCUCAAUGAUAAAACGGAUUUAGUUAUGAAAAAGGUGAGGUAA